AAAAAGACGACAAAGAUGGCGGUGACCCGUCCAACCAAAGCCAAUCUGGGAAACAGCGACCGAAUUCCGCCUCCAAAUCUGGGUCCAGCAAAUCGAGCAAGCAGUCAGGGGGAAGUCUGCGCGGACGGAGCAGGACGAAUAACCUGUCCAUUGAUGACACGUUCUACCCCAGCGCCAGCCCUCAGGGCACCUGGAGCGAGGGCAAGAAGAACAAGUCACAGAAGCUCUCGGUCGUUGGAUUGUUUACACCUGCGGCCAGCAAGGACCGCGAGCGACAGGAUCAGCUCAAUGAAAUCCUCAGUCGCUACAGCAGCACCGGGUUGCCGCCCCUGCCCGAGCUGCUGGCCCUGGGCAAACCUCGCUUCAAUGACGCCAUGCUGGACAUGGAGGACAACUGGAGGACAUUUGUGGCAGGACACGAGGGUAUGUCCAAGAAGCAGCAGGAGAGACAGGAGGCGGUGUGGGAACUGCUGCAAACAGAGGUCUCCUAUAUCCGCCAGAUCAGGGUCAUUAUCGACGUCUUUCAGAACUGCCUCAUCAACGUUCAGCAGGAAUCCUUUCUCAACGAGAUCGAGACGGAGAGACUGUUCAGCAACAUCGAGCACAUCUACGAGUGUAACUGUGUGUUCUGGCAGCAGUACCUCCUGCCUGUGCUGAGACAGGCAUCAUCCAGGAAUACAACGGCAACUUCAACCUGUUGGCUCCCAUGCCUGGCUUCAGGGACGGACAGCCGCGCAGUCUUCUGUUCCACUCCAGUCUCCGCAUGAAGGAGGCACAGUCCGCCAAGGUGGAUGUGGACUGCCUUCUGUUCACCGACCUGAUUCUGAUCUGCAAGUCCAACCGGCGGAUGGAGCGCUUCAAGAUCAUCCGGCCACCCAUGAGGCUUGACCAGCUGGUGGUAAACGAGCUGCGGGACAAGGGCAGCUUCCUGCUCAUCUACAUGAACGAGUACCACGUGCCCAUCUCUGCCUUUGCCUUCCACAGUGACACCGCCGCCAUCAAAGGCUGGCUGGAAAAGUUCCGGGAGGCUCAGAGAGAGUUCAAAGUUCGCCGGGUCCAGGAGAGCGCGGAGUUGGAACGUCUGCGGGCUGGCAGCGGUCACGUGGCGGAGGAGGUGGAGUACACGCCACUGACCGCCGUCCCGUCCGACCUGGCCUUCGGCUCCGGCAGUUUCCCGCGCUCGGAGAGCAUGGAGUCCGCGGACAGGUUCAUCCCCAACCUGCUGACGCCCACCGAGCCCAUGGACCCUGCUUUCCACAACGACCUGGGCCGCUCGGGCUCCGCCGGCGACAUACACGCUCGGUACCCCGGCUCAGGGCCCUUACGGGACGCCUCGGCCGCCUACACCACCAGUGCAAUGUCUCCAGAGCUCUCCCCGUCAGACAGGCGGCCAAUGGGCGGGGCUAACAGCAGCGUCAGCCAAUCGGAUGUCUCAGCUCACAACAGCAAACACAAACCUGUUCAGACAUGCCACUCCGUGCCCAACAUAACGGUGAGAGACCUCGGGGCGGACGCCAACGCCCUCGCCUCCAUGCCUCCCCUCGCACCACCACCACCAUCAGCGGCGGCGCGACACAGGAAGAGCGCGGAUACUAUACAAAACCGUGUCGGUGCUAGCGCCACGUCAUCGUCAGCGGCAACGUUCAACGACGCUCACCGGUCGCUGUCACAGCUGUCUCUGUCGGAGCAGCACAGCGCCAUGGACGAGGAAGAACUCUCACGGAUUAAGUUCAACUCUCGGCGCCUGUCGCGGACGGAGAAACGCUACCACACGGCCGACUCCAUCCAGGAGAUGAAGCACCAGGACAAGGACUCCACCAUCCACAAACGUUUCUCCUGGAGAACGGACGUGAACGAUGACCACGAGAAACUCAAAUCCAAAGUGCUGAGCUCGGACUCCAUCCGCAGCAUCCCGUCAUCCAGCGGCGUCAGCUCUACGGGCUCGCUACACCUGAACCCGGAGAGUGACAUCACCGAGGAGGUGGAGGGGAGGGUGGGCGGUGGGGGGACGGACGAUGCUACCUUCGCCACCACCACCAACACCGCCGCUGCUUCCCGGAAGUCGGAGCGAGGGAAGCUGUUCUCCUCUAGUGACGCAGGGGUCCGCCUAGCCGGGGAGAGGUACGAGGAAGAUGGGGCGGGAUCAGUCGAGGAUUUGAACCCGGAGUCGAAGCAGUCCAAGUCCAAGUCGACGCCAGAUCUGGUAGCCGUGUUUAACAGUCAGCUCCUCAUCAGCGAGAUGCAGGACGGGAUCGCCUCUGUGGAGGUGACAGGUGACGUCAGCACCAGGAAGUACACACAGGCGGACAUCAUCAAGAUGAAGAAGAUCAAACAUCAGAUUUUGUAUGACGCUAACGUUGAGUCCUCGGAGGUAUGAAAAAAGACAGAGGAUUAGGUGCUUGAAGAAGAAAGAAGGCUUGGCUCGAAGAGCGACGAGGGACAGUCUGUCUCUCCCUCUGUGCACGUCUUGGAUACUGUGAGCAAAAACUGAUGAUUCCUUGAUCAAGGUCGUUUUUUGGAAGUGUGUCGUCCCAAGCAUACAGGCGUGUUUCCCCCUCUCGCCUGGACAGGACUGGAGAAUCGUUCGAUCGUAUUCUUGACCCAUCGGACGCCAGAUCGCCUGUGCACCGUAAUGGAAAUACACGAGCCAGGUGGCUGUGGGUAGACGCAAAGGAAGGACUGACCAAGCCGUCCCCAGCAGCCAUCUUGACCUGUAUCUACCAGGCAUCUCUUUCGUCAGACAGACUGACUCAUUGACCUCCCUCCUCACCUCUGGAUGUCUCCCUCAAUCCAGUUGACAUCAACGACCUACCCUCUUCGGAGCUCAACUCUUUGGAACUGAACUCCUGGGGGGACGAGUUUGGAGCUCCUCAAAGUUGGAUGACGCACUUUCAUGAUUCAUAUCGACUGGAUUUUUAUUGUGUUUUUUUGUUGUUGUUUUAUUAUUUUUUGUUUUUAUCCUUACCUACAUAUUCUACUGUUCAAUGACCUACCCGCUCAACAGCUCAACUCGUUGAGAGGAGUUCGAGGUUCCACGGAUCUAGAGCACGGAUGUACAAAGUCGGCGGAGAGGAUACCUGCUGUUGUUGUUGUUGAUGUUGUUGUUGUUGUUGUUGUUGUUGUUGUUGUUGUUGUUGUUGUUGUUGUUGUUGUCAUCCAGCUGGGAAGUGAAUUCCUCGGAACUGCUCGGUGAAUUUCCCCUCAUUUCAUCAACGGCUUUGGACUCAACUGGUUAUUUGUUUGAAUGGGGUUGUUUGUUCGUUUUUUUAAAAAUUGUUUUGUUGUUUUUAUUUAUGGGUGAGGCGAGGGAGGUAUUAUUUUUCCAGUUAACUGGGGAAAUCGCUGACUCGCAAUUGGCCUCCUGAUCCGGCUUAUGGUUCUUUCUACUGACCUUGCUGGGUGCACACAGGUGUGGCAGACGUUUAUAUAUACAUAUUGGGAACAGACAGAUACGCCACUCGUUGAUUUAU
Aplysia californica (California sea hare) is the source of this 3470-nucleotide messenger RNA. Its product is annotated as pleckstrin homology domain-containing family G member 5. Gene Ontology annotation, cellular component: axon; plasma membrane; endocytic vesicle. Lineage: Eukaryota; Metazoa; Mollusca; Gastropoda; Aplysiida; Aplysiidae. Gene Ontology annotation, biological process: endothelial cell migration; Rho protein signal transduction. Gene Ontology annotation, molecular function: guanyl-nucleotide exchange factor activity. The record is from RefSeq and is a predicted model, not a curated record.